Molecule: messenger RNA, 1240 nt
Organism: Pyrus x bretschneideri (Chinese white pear)
Lineage: Eukaryota; Viridiplantae; Streptophyta; Magnoliopsida; Rosales; Rosaceae
Product: microspherule protein 1
Exons: 7
Coding region: 69-1004 (311 amino acids)
Biological process (GO): positive regulation of transcription by RNA polymerase II
Cellular component (GO): Ino80 complex; MLL1 complex; NSL complex
Molecular function (GO): G-quadruplex RNA binding; protein binding
Source: RefSeq, a predicted model, not a curated record
CAGGAAAAAGGAAUUGUGAUCAACAAAGGAAACAAGAAGAUCCCACACGACCGUUUAAGGUUCCCCGGAUGGUAGGAUAUGACACAAGUACAGAAAACAGCCCCAACCAUGCACUUGGUUCUUUUGGAGUUAAAGCUCCAUUUGGUGAUAGUAACUGUGGAGCUUCAAUCUCCAAACAUGAUCAAACUGUCAUUGCCGCCCGAAGCCAAAGCAGAUCAGCACAUGCACCAGUUAAGUCUAUCACCAAUCGAGUGUUCAAAGAAGAGGGAUUAGAAGCUCCAUUUACAAUUCCAGAACUUGCACCCUUAUUCGCAGAGCCAGGUUCUACGACUCUCCCAGAACCAGAAGCCAACCCAGCAGCACUAGAUCAUGAAGAAUCUGAGGAAGAAUCUGAUGAUGAUCUUGAUGAUGAUGAUGAUGAUGCUGACAUUCCUUGUUUUUCUGAUAUCGAAGCGAUGAUACUUGAGAUGGAUUUAUGUCCACUGGAUCAGGAUUCAUACAUCAGCAGUGAAGUCUUAGAGUAUCAAAAUGAGGAUUCUAAAAGGAACAUCAUAAGGUUUGAACAAUGUGCACGAUCCUCUAUGCAAAGAACCCUUGCAUCUAAAGGUGCACUCGCAGUAUUGUAUGGUAACCAUAUAAAGAAGUACAUUAAGAAAACUGAGGUAAUAAUUGGCAGAUCAACAGAAGAUAACGAAGUUGAUAUUGACUUGGGAAAGGAAGGGCUACAUAACAAAAUAUCUCGGCGACAGGCUCUUAUAAAGAUGGAAGGAGACGGUUCUUUCUCUUUGAAGAAUCUCGGCAAGAGUUCAAUUUAUUUGAAUGGAGAAGAAGUUGCUACCGGACAACUUGUUAGUCUUGGUUCAAGUAAUUUGAUUGAGAUUAGGGAAAUGUAUUUUAAUUUUGAGACGAAUCACAAAUCUGUGAGGCAGUAUCUGGGAAGAAUCGGCCAAAAAAGCGAGGAUAAGUACACCAAGUUGGAACGGUCGCCCGAGGGAGGUCCAUAAGUGCAAAAUAGUAUGAAAGGUGCCCUUCCUUUUCCAAUUCUUUUCGAAUGGACUAUCCUUUGGUCAGUUAUACUUCGAUUAUUAUUAAAUAGGAGCAUCCUCACCCUGCCUGAUUAUAGAAUGUACAGGCAUUUUUUAUUUUACAUGUUUCAAUUUUUUUAAACUAGUUAGUUCUUCAGCCCGAAUGACGAAAAAUUGUAGUACAAAAUAAAAAUAAAUAUCAGUUUAUAGUGUAA